GUGUGUGUGUGUGUGUGUGUGUGUGUGUGUGUGUCAGUCACAGUCUCAGUGCAGCCGUGUGUAAGGUCAGGGGUUUAUCGUAAGACUGAAUGGUGAACCUCUGCGGCCGCUAAUUUACGUGGGUGUGGUUAUUUUUAAGCAUCACUGUGUCCGUGCCACGCGAUGCACCAUGGAGGAGGUCCACCAAACGCACAGCGAAAUCCUCAAAGAUCCAAAUCCUUCACUGGCUCUGAAACAGAGGAGCAGCAACAGCAACCAGUCACACAACAACAACCCACAGCUGUCACUCAUCCACAGUCGCCGGUGACGACGUUCACAACGGCAGCGAGCCCCGCAGUCCCAGCUCCUCAAUCCCCGAACUACCAGAUCAUCAUGAGUCGAAGUCCCGUGGCCGGGCAGAACAUGAACAUCACGUUACAGAACGUGGGGCCCAUGGGGCCGAACCAGCAGAUCACGCUGACGCCGCUGCCCCUGCAGAGUCCAGCGUCGCCUGGGUUCCAGCACCAAGCUUCGCAGUGGAGGUUCGAGCACCCGUCUUAUAUCCAAGUGACUCCGUCGCUUCCUCAGUCGAUUCAGCCUCAGAGUCCGACCCAGCACAGCCCCGUCUCCCUGCAGGCCGUGUCCAGGCCGGGUGCCGCUCUCGGGGUGUGCGCGCAAAGCCCUACACGGUUUGUCGAAACUGGAAUCAUAAUGCGGCAGAUCAACAUCAACAGCCCGCCCGGAAGCGGAUCUUAUGUGUACCAGGAUAACGCCGGUUUGACCCCGCUGGCCCCGACGGCGGUCGGCACGGUGCAGCUGGCUUCCCCGGCCGGGACGCCGGCGUCUGUUAGGGAGAGACGCCUCUCUCAGCCCCAUUCCCAGACCGGCGGCACUAUCCAUCACCUCGGCCCGCAGAGUCCUGUCGCCUCCGGUGCCACUCUCCCGGCUUUAGUCAGUCCUGGUCACAUCACCACAUCCAACCUUCCUCCUCAGAUCAGCAGCAUUAUACAGGGACAGCUUCGGCCCGUUGUCACGACGUCCGGAAUGACGUCCUUCGGAGCCGCCCCACCUUCCAGUCCUUCUCGGAGUACCGCGAACCCCCCGCUGACCCCAAAGAAGGUACAGCCCAAGAAGCUGGAGGAGAUCGCGCCUGCUAACGCCGAGGUGGCCCAGCUGAGGAAGCAGUGCUUGGAGCAUCACACCAAGAAGAUGGACGGCCUGAAGGAUGUCUUCAAGGACUACCUGAUCGAGCUGUUCUUUCUCCAACACCUGCAGGGCAACAUGAUGGACUACCUGGCCUUUAAGAAAAAGCCGUGCGUGCCGCUCUUCACCUACCUGAGGCAGAACGAUCUGGACCUCGAAGACGAGGAGGAAGAAGAAGAACAAUCCGAAGUCAUCAACGACGAGGGACACGAGCGUUGUGCGAGCGUUGUAUGUACGUCUGUUUCUAUGACAACCACUCAGGUGAAAGUAGUGACGGGAAAGGAUGGCCAGGCGGUGACGCCCGUCGCCAUAUCCACCCAGCUCCCGCCCAACGUCUCGGCGGCGUUCUCCACCCAGCCGCAGUUUCAGGCGUCAUCAGGUGGCAACAUUUCCAAUCCCGUGGACAUGGAGGCUUUUAAACGGCAGCAGGCUUUGGCUCAAGCAGGCGGUAUGCCCCCAACACCACAGACUGUCCAGAUAGGUGGCCAGAACCAAAACCAGCAGCGGUACGACCCAUCCAAAGGCCCCCCGGUGCAGAACGCUGCCAGUCUCCACACACCCCCGCCCCAGCUGCCUGGGCGACUCCCUCAAGCUACACUACCCAUGGCCACUUUGCCCCCAGCUCUCUCUCAGACGCAGCCCGUGGUGUUGGAGCAGCAGUGCCAGGCACCCGGUGGGCAGCUCCAGGCCCAGGUGAAGCUGCAGGGGGCAGGGGCUGUACUGGCUGCAGUGAACCCACACCCACAGCUGCAGAUGCAGCUCCAAAUACAGCAGCAGACGCAGCCGGUCAUGCAGCCAGGACAGGCCACCGUGACGCUCGUCCGACCCGGAGCGGAGAUGUCCCAGGCCGCGCAGCGUCUGAUGUCCAACCCCCUUUCCUCCUCCGCUGUGGCCACUACACCCUUAUCCUCUUUGCCGUCCCCUCUCCCGUCCGCCCCGCUCCGUACCCCUGUGCCUCACACGCUGUCCCCCGCCUCGCACUCCAAACUCGCGGCCGCCAACGGCACUGCGGCUCUGAAGCUCCCCACUCUGAGCCAGGGUUCGGCUACAAGCAGCGCCCAGGAGAGCUCACAGGACAAGCAGGCAGAGCAGGCUAAACUGGAAAGCCAAGUGCAUCAACGCAUUGCUGAGCUCAGGAAGGAGGGCCAGUGGUCAGCUAGCCGCCUCCCCAAACUGCAGGAAGCCAGCAGGCCCAAAUCUCACUGGGACUAUCUGCUGGAGGAGAUGCAGUGGAUGGCUGCUGAUUUUGCCCAGGAGAGGCGCUGGAAGAUGGCUGCUGCCAAAAAGCUGGUGCGCACUUGUGCUCGUUACCAUGUCGAGGUGAGGAAGGCCGAGGAGAGGAAGAAGACGGAGGAGGAGCUGAGGCUGAGGAACAUCGCCAGCGUCAUUGCGCGUGAGGUGGACUACUUCUGGUCCAACAUUGAACAGGUUGUGGAAAUCAAACUCCAUUUGGAAAUCUCAGACAAAAGACAGAAAGCACUCAGGCUACAGAAAUCAAAAAGCAAAGGACAAAGCGGUAAAUCUUCUCAAGCCUCAGGAGACAAGGACAGCAGAGUGGAGUCCGGGAGCUCCACCCGCAAGAGGAAGUCGAGCACCACUAUGUCUGAUGAGGAAGCUGAAGAUGAGGAGAGCACUAUAGAGGAGCAGGAGGCUAUGGAAGUCCCUGCUGAGCAAAAAGAGGAGCUUGUUGAGCUCACCAAGGAAGCCGAGGUGCCAUUGGAAACCCUGGUGAAGAAAUACGCCGGCGCGUACGCUGAGGGAUUCGAGUGGCCGCAGCCUGCCUGCCAGAGCGAGGACGAGGACAAAGAUGAAGUCGAAGACAUGGACAGUUGUCCCCUGGACAGUCCUCACGAGGCGGUUCUCAUCGAUACGCUCUUGAGCGAGGAGCAGUACCGCGGACCCGACCGGAGCACCGGCAGCGCCGACGGCAAACCCACAAAGGAUAUAGCGGAAGUGUCCCGGGCAACAGAUCUGAUCCUGCCCAAAGGCAGCGCCAGGACUACACCUACUUCUCGUCUUUCCAUGCCUUCCCUCCUUCAUGGCUCUCUAAGAGAUUACCAGCUGGUGGGUGUCGAGUGGUUGGCUAACCUGCACCGGAAACACCUCAACGGCAUUCUGGCAGACGAGACCGGACUGGGCAAGACCGUCCAGACGGUGGCGUACCUCGCGCACCUGGCCUGUCAAGAAGGUAUAUGGGGCCCCCAUCUGGUGGUGGUGAGAACGUGCAAGCUGCUCAACUGGGAACUGGAGUUUAAGCGCUGGUGCCCGGGCCUCAAAAUCCUCCUGUACUUGGGCGGCAAGAGAGAACGCAGAUACAAACGAUCGUGGUGGUCCGAACGCAACAGCUUCCACGUUUGCGUCACGUCAUACAAGCUGCUGCUGAAAGACCAGGCUCACUUCCUGAAGCGUCGCUGGAGGCACCUGGUGCUGGACGAAGUGCAGCUGAUCAAGAACCUGACCGAGAAACACUGGGAGACCAUCUUCACCCUGAGGAGUCAGCAGAGGAUCUUGCUGAUCAACACCCCUCUACAGAACACACUGAGGGAGCUGUGGACCAUGAUUCACUUCCUCCUGCCUGGGAUCACUCGCUCGUUUCUUGACUUCCCCAUCCAACCCGGAGCAGACCAGAACCAGGACUACUGCCACAAGCUGGUCAUCAGACUCCACAGGAUGAUCCAGCCCUUCAUCCUGCGUCGCUCCAAGAGAGACGUGGAGAAGCAGCUGCCCAAGAAGUACGAGCACAUCCUGAAGUGCCGGCUCUCGGCGAGACAGAAGAGCAUGUACGAGGACAUCCUGACGCAGCCCAGUGCUCAGGAGGCCCUAAAGACCGGACACUUCGUAAGCGUGCUGCAAGUUCUAAUGCAGCUGCAGAGGAUCUGUAAUCACCCAGACUUGAUCCAGAUCAGAGAGACCGCCAGCUCGUACACGUGCCAAAGCCUGCAGUACAACACGCCGUCGUUACUGCUCACAGCCCUGCACAAGGACCAGUGGAAGACGGUGGACCUGUCCCUGUUUGAUCUGAUCAGUAACGAGGGCAGACUGACGCGCUUCGAGAGCACAGAGGUUCUUCCCAAACUGCGUCUGAGGCAGCAGCUGAUCGAGGAGAUCCACAGCGCCCCUGAGCCUCCACCCAGACCCCGAGUCUGCAAGAUCAAACCCAGCAGGUUGUUCCUGCCAGUGCAGUACGGGACAAAACCAGAAGGACGUCUCGUGCCCCAGGUCAACACCUCGCAAGUUCAGCGCUCCACCGCGGCCACCACCACUACCACCCCCACCACCACUUCUGCCCCUGCUGCUGUUGCUCAGAACGCCCAGGCCAGGGGCAAAUCACCCGUUACUACCACCUCAUCCGCUCAGGCCUGCAGCACACCAGGACUCGCUGUUGCAGCUGCCCCCUCCACUGCCACUCUGGCUUUAGGUGUAGCAGGGGUGGGUGCUGUAGGCCCCAGACCUGCUCUCACCCCUCAGCCUCUAUCCACUCACCCCCUGCUGCCCCAGAGGCUGGUCCUCAGCUCCCAGGCCCAGGCUCGCUUGCCUAGUGGAGACACGGUGAAAGUGGCUCAGCUGGCGUCUAUAACAGGCGCUCAGAAUCGGAUAGCGCAGACCGAGACCCCGGUCACGUUACAGUUCCAGGGCAACAAGUUCACUCUGUCACCCAGCCAGCUGCGUCAGCUCACCACAGGACAGCCUCUCCAGCUCCAAGGUAACAUCCUGCAGAUCGUACCCGCCCCGGGGCAGACUCUCCCCAGGCCGACGGGCCCCUUGGUGAUGCAGCCGAUGCCCCAGCCCGUUCCCGUUCAAAACUCCACAGGCCCUCAGGUGGCGCUCCCUCCACCCACCCCUACACCUCCACAGGUGGGCGCGAAUGUUGGUGCUACGGCUGCAACGUCGACUCCCACAGGCGCAACACACAACACCAAACCCUCCACCAACGCUGCACCACAACAGUCGAGUGAGGAGAAGAAGAGGCAGCUGAAGGAGCGCCUGAGCCGCCUGUUCAGCGUUAACGAGCGGCGCGUCCAGCGCUCCGUCCUCUACGGGGCCGACCUGAUCGAGGCCUGCUCAGUGACCAGGGGACGCGCUCCUCCUCCUCUCGCUGAUCCCAAGCACUCGCGCUGGGCCUGGGUGGGCAGAGAUGCCUGUCUGAAGGCCCAGCAGAACAGCGUUUACGCCACAGACUCACUUCGACUGACUCUUCGCUCCCAUACAGACAGACUGCAGGAAGGAGGCAGCCUCAUCAAAAGGCUGUCCUGUAUUCUUCCUGUCUCUGUAGCACCGCCCCCUCAGCUUUACGCAGCCAACCCGCCGCCGCCAUACAGUCUGGAGCAGAAAUCGUUGGUGCGUCAGCUUCGGGAAGUCUCCGCCCCCUAUAACUCGGAGGUCCGGGCUCUGGCGUGCCCGGUUACGUUUGAGCUCCCUGAUAAACACCUGCUGGAGAUGGACUCAGGUAAGCUGGAGGCGUUGUCUAUCCUGCUACACAAGCUGAAGGCGGAGGGCAGGAGAGUCCUCGUCUUCACUCAGAUGGCCAGCAUGCUCGACAUCCUGGAGACUUUCCUGGACCGCAGGCAUUUUACGUUUGUACGACUGGAUGAAAGCCUCUCCCACCAUGAAAGACAGGAUCAGAUGAAGGUGUUUAACUGCAACAGGCGGUUCUUCUGUGCCAUCCUGACCAACCGUUGCUGCUCUGCCGUGGGCCACGUGUUCGACGCGGACACGGUCGUGUUCUACGACACGGAUCUCAACCCCAGCAUGGACGCCCGCACGCAGGAGUGGUGUGACAGAGUCGGACGCUCCAAAGACAUCCACAUCUACAGGCUGGAGAGCGGAAACUCCAUAGAGGAGAAAUUACUGAAGAACGGCACUAAGGACCUGAUCAGAGAAGUGGCAGCACAAGGCACAGACUACACACUCGCCUUCCUCACACAGCGCACCAUCCAAGACCUGUUUGAGGUCGAAGCCGGAUCCGGAGAGAAGGUCGAGGAGUUCGUCGUGCUGCACCAGGAGCCGUCUCCGUCAGAAUCCAUCCCUCCUCACGUGGCCAGGCCGUACAUCCAGGCCCUCAACACCAUCACGAUGCAGACGCUUCACCCAGACGAGGGGCUGGAGGUGAAAAAGCGAGAGAAAGCGGAAGGGCAAAAGGAGCAGGUUGAGGAGUCUGAGGUGACGGAUGAGACUUCUCAGCUGGAAGAGCUGGCGUCUGUCGUAGAACAGCUUACUCCAAUUGAGAGAUACGCACUCCAGUACCUGGAAUAUCUUCACAUCAGCGAAGACGAGGCUGCUGCAAAGGAGCGCAUCGAAGCCGCUAAACGCACCUGGGAGGUGCGGCAGCAACUGAAGCGAAAGCAGGACGAAGAGGCGCAGGCUGCUCUGGAAGACGAAGAGGAUCUCUUCACGUACACCAGAGAGGAUGCCUACAACAUGGAGUACGUGUUCGAGUCUGCAGACGGUCAGACAGAAAUGAUGCCACUGUGGACUCCCCCGACGCCUCCUCAGGACGAUAACGACAUCUACAUCGACUCCGUCAUCUGCCUCAUGUACGACUCCGCCCCCAUGCCCGAGUCCAAACUGCCCCCGGUGUACAUCCGCAAAGAGCACAAGAGACCCAAGAUGGACCCGUCUGCCAUGGGUCGUAAGAAGAAGAAGGGUCACGGCGAGGCGGUGAUCCCCCCACGGUCGCUCUUCGAUAAGGCGAGCAUGCUGAAGGUGCGGAGAGAAGGAAAGGACCAGAAGAAGAACUUCUCUCUUAAACAGCAAGCUCCGUUCGCCAAGCCGCUGCCCUCGCUGGUCAAACCCACCAUGGAGCCGGGACAGGACAACCCAGAGUGGCUGAUUAGUGAAGACUGGGCGCUGCUACAGGCUGUGAAGCAGCUGCUCGAGCUCCCUCUGAACCUGACCAUCGUGUCUCCGGCUCACACUCCCAACUGGGACUUGGUGAGCGACGUGGUGAGCUCCUGCAGCAGGAUCUACCGCUCGCCCAAACAGUGCCGCAGCCGCUACGAGAACGUCAUCAUCCCCCGCGAGGAGGGCAAGUUGAUUUACGAGGCUAAUCCCAAGAAGAAGACCAAGAGCAUCUAUAAGACGAAAAACAGCCGCCCGCUGCGCACGUGUCAGAUCUACACCCAGGACGACAACGCCACCCAGAUCCAGCUCUACAACAACCGCUUUGAGCUCAUGAAGAUCAUCGCCAGCAAGAGGAGUGCUCCGAUAAAACCUCUGCUGGGUAUGAAUCCGUUCCAGAAGAACCCUAAGCAUGCUUCCGUCUUGGCUGAAAGCGGGAUCAGCUAUGAUAAACCCCUGCCUCCCAUCCAGGUGGCCUCUCAGAGAGCGGAGAGAAUCGCUAAAGAGAAGAAGGCUCAGGCAGAGCAACAGCGGGCUCAGCAGUUAGCUCAGCAGCAGCAGCAGCAAGCACCAGGAGCUGCCCCUGGGACCCCAGGAGCCACCGCUCAGCCUCAAGCCCAGCCGCAGGUCGCCACCGCUGGACUACAGGCUGCUGGAGUUCCUCAGGGCACACAGCAAGGAGCUGCCGCAGUCCCCAACACCGCCGUGCUGACCGGAGCUAUUAAGACAGCCGCUGCUGGCACUGCCAUUCAGACAGCAGCUGCAGUUGGCGGGAACGUGAUCGUGAACACAGUAGCCAGCGUUCCUCCAGGCCAGUUUCAAGGAAACAAGCGACUCGCUUCUCCUGUCAUUCCCGGAGCUUUACCCGCUACAGCUGCUGCUACAGCUCAGGUGGUUCACACGCAGCAGAGGACGGUCGCUACUGCUCCCACCGCCACCCCUGCUGAGGUCGUCGCCAUAGCGACUAACCAGGGCGUUCGCGCUGUGACCCCGGUGACCGCCUCGACCGUGGUGUCCACGAGUCUGGCUCAGGUGCAGUCGCAGGCACGCUCGCUCGUAGCUCAAGGGAUUGGGAUGUCUCAGGCGAAACUCUCCCCGGCUCAACUACAGUUGCUCCGGCAGCAGCAGCUCCAACAACAACAGCAGCAACAACAGCCUCAGCAGCAGCAGGCUGCGUCUCCUCAGAUCAAAGCAGUGAACAAACCACAACAGAUGCACAAACAGAAGUUGCAGGUCGUGGCUGCUCAGGGCCAGCAGUCCACCGUUACCCAGCAGCCCCAGCAGGUCCAAACUGCUGCAACACCUCAGGCGGGCACGCAGCUCACCGCAGUGGCCACCGUGAACAGAGCUGGAACCAUGAUCACUGGGACCACGGCCUCUAACCUGCAGGUGGCCAGACUGACACGAGUCCCGGCUACAGCCACCGUCCCAGCGCAGGCGGGUCAGACAGCCCAGGUGACUCUGACCAAACCUCCUCCGGUGGUGUCUGUGCCCGUAGUGUCGUCCACCCUACCCGUGACCGUGGCUGGAAUCAGCGUGGCCAUCGGUCAGACGCAGAAAGUUGGAUCCAUGGUGGGUUCGUUCGUUCAUCAAGGUCAGCAGGUUCAGCAGUUGUUGCGACAGAAGCAGCAGGUGGCAGUGCAGCAGAAAGCAGGACAACCGCAACAGACGCAGGUUGCGGUGCCGCAGAAGGUCUCUCACACACUUUAUAUGAAAAGACCACAACUGGCAACUCAGCAGGCGGGUCAGACUACUCAGAAGGUGACGUACACCACUACGCAGCUCCAGCAGAGCAUUAAGACUCAGUUACUCACUUCUAUACCGCUCCAGAAAUCUGCCACGCAGCAGUUACAGGUCAAUAAAAUGCCACAGAUAGUGCAGCAGCAGAUAGUCUCCUCACCCCAGCAGGUCCAGGUUCAGGCUCAGACGGUGACUCUGACCCAGGCAGCUCCCGCAGCUCCGGCCGGAUCGUCUCCUCAGCCUCAGGCGCAGGUGAUCCCCGCAGGCGCCGCCUCGGCCGCAAAGGUAGUCCAUCAGAAACUCCUCCAGCAGCCACAGCAGCAGGUUACCGUUACCGUGGCAGCACCCGCGUCCUCACCUCAGAUCUCGGUGCCGGCUCCUCAAAGCCCCGCCCAGCAGCCGAACUCUGCAGUGACCCCCGCAGCCGACACGUCGGGACAGCAGCCUGGGACGCCGCAGCCACAACCGGGCAAAGGGAACGUCCGCGCAGGAACCGCCAUGCGCGCUAAAACACCCGCCAAACCCGGCGGAGGCAGCUAAACGCGCGCGCGCACACAGAAAAAGCUACACACACACAGUUUGUGAGUUCAUUGAGCAGACAUCCUCCACAUUUCCAGUGUCGUCAUCAUCAUCAGUGUGUCAUAAAGCUAAAGACUUGAGCAAAGACCCCUCUGGACAGGAUCACAACACACACACACUUAUAAAAAUAAAAUAAAAAAAAGACACACCACAGCGUAGAUGUUAACAGGAUUAUUAACACUUGUCUUUUUUUUUUUCUUUUUUUUUUACGUUGUCACACCAAUCUUUCUGUGUUUAUACACCUAGUAACAUUAGACGUUUGUUAUCUUUGGAAAAAGAAAAAAAAACAAACAAAAAAACUAAUCGAAUGUGUCCCUGACGCCCGUUACGUAUGAGCGUUUUUUUUUGUUUUUUUUUUUGAGGUAAUUCUAGACAUCCUGACAAAAAUCACGAGCCUUUAAAACACAAGUCUGAGUGUGUAAGCAUUAUACACUGCAAUCAUGUCCCUACUCUCCACUCUACAGUCUCGAUGAUGGACUAAUCUGCUGAUUAGAUGUUUGAGGUUUGUAUGUGUGUGGGGGUUAAAGUUAAAAGCCCCAGGACCUUUUUGAGAUCCCUUGUGCAUCUGUGCACUUCGUGUAAAUAUAUAUAUAUUUAGCUGAACGUCCUCUUUAGUCGUGGUCAGGUGAGACUAGUAGCGCGUGAACAUCCUGUCCAGGGUGUAGGAUUAGCCGUCUCGGGCGCCACGUUGGAUUAACGAGCAGGUCGAAAUCUGUCUUUGGAGACGAAGUGUUUGGUGUUAUGAAUGCUCCUGCUCAUCGUUCUUUUAUUUUACCGUUUUUUUUUUUUUUUUUUAAAGUUAGAAGUGUCGUAAACGUGCGAUUGUCAUGUUGUUUACCAGAGACGCACCGAUCCUAGAAGAAGAAGAGGAGAAGAUAUGCUAAAGACAGCAUGAUGGCGUAGUGCUAGUGGGUGAGACAUAAAUGAAUUGGUACAGCGUCUCGCACAGUGGUUCACAACAAAUAUUGAAAAAAUGUCACUGUCAUGGCCGGCAUCUAAUGUUUCAACCAUCCGUCUUUGGUCUAAAAUGAAUCCAGCAGCCAUUUCACUCACACAAAAACAUUAGGGAAAAUGUUCCUCGUGUUUAAUAUAUAUAUGGAAAAAAAGUAAAGACAGGUUUGGUGCAUCUCCGUGUGUGUGUGUGUGUGUAUGAGGACGUUACAUUUAAGCAGUGACUGACGUUUGAUAGUCGAACGGCUCAUAACGUCGGAGUGCAAAUGACGUUUUCUUUUGGGUUUUUUUCCUCUCUUAAUUCUCUACCAGCUGCACUGUAAAAUUGUAUUGAUGUUUCUGUAAGGUUUCAGAUUUCCUUCAUCUUUCAUAGAAAUUUGUCGUGAUUAUUUUUUUUUGUUUGUUUGUUUUUUUAAUUCACUCCUGAGGAACAAAUGUGUAAAUAACAGAAGGGAAGACAUUUGUAACUGUAAAGCAGUUGUGUUUUCAUUGGAUUUUUUUUUUCAACUCUAUAUAAAGUGUUGUUUUUAUACCAA
Messenger RNA from Clarias gariepinus (North African catfish), 10826 nucleotides. It is a transcript of the gene ep400, whose product is annotated as E1A binding protein p400. Gene Ontology annotation, molecular function: ATP binding; ATP-dependent chromatin remodeler activity. NCBI's taxonomy places the organism in Eukaryota, Metazoa, Chordata, Actinopteri, Siluriformes, Clariidae. The record is from RefSeq and is a predicted model, not a curated record. The coding region runs from base 163 to 9300 and encodes 3045 amino acids. The transcript has 53 exons.